This is a messenger RNA of Lingula anatina, 2041 nucleotides long. RefSeq lists its product as uncharacterized. The record is from RefSeq and is a predicted model, not a curated record. Gene Ontology annotation, molecular function: protein binding; RNA polymerase II cis-regulatory region sequence-specific DNA binding; DNA-binding transcription factor activity, RNA polymerase II-specific. Gene Ontology annotation, biological process: regulation of transcription by RNA polymerase II. NCBI's taxonomy places the organism in Eukaryota, Metazoa, Brachiopoda, Lingulata, Lingulida, Lingulidae.
UUACCAAAAUGGCGGAAGAAGCGGUGACUGAGUUUGCCGAAAUGGCUGUGGAAAUGCAACCAGUUGGCAUAAUAAGUGCUACAUCAGCAUCAGUCACAGUGCCAGCACACUUUGUGGACCAGGUGUCUACACUAGAUGUAAAUCAACUAGCAGCCCAGGAACUGGCUCAGCUUGCUUCGACACCUAUUGGCAAUAAUGUGAACCAGGUGGCCAGCCAGGUGCAGGUGGCAAGUGAAGUUACCUCUGAACAGCCACCUCCACAGCCGUCUCAGUCCGGAGGGUAUCCCAUCUAUCUCUAUCGCUUAUCCGAACAUGCAGCAACGCUGCUGAAGAGCCUAGACAACAUGCGCAAUGAUCCAGACUCAUGCGAUGCCAAAAUCACGUGCAGAGAUGGUCCACCUAUGUUUUCACACCAGUAUCUCCUGAUUGCCUGCAGUCCGUAUUUCAAACGGCGUUUUCGAUCUGGUGGUGAAAUCAACAUAGAUCUUCCAAGUCAACCAGUGAAGCGUAUCUUAGAUUUCAUAUACACCGGUGAGAUUAGUAUCAAAUCUGAGGACGUGUUUCCCCUCCUUAAAGCUGCUGAGACAUUGAUGAUUCAGAGCCUAAUGGAUAUCUGUGUGGACUACAUGAAAACUCACAACAUUGGCCUUAAGCCUUCAGCAGAUGGAGUGACACCUAAUCUUGAAGAAGGUUGGAAUUUAGACUUGUGCAAAGACGAGGGGAGUUCUGAUAAGCCAUUGACAUUGAGACAGCAGGAGUCUGCUGAGGCAGAGGAGUACAGUGACGAAGAAUAUGAAUAUGACGCAGUCAGUGGUAAGAGGAAAAGACGAAGGUCAAGUAACCCAUACCCAUGGGCAUGCCCGCACUGUAAAUUCCGCACACUUUCAAAGAAACGCCUGGAAGAACAUGUUGCAAACCAUUCAGCAGACUUUGCAUACAAAUGCGCUCUUUGUACUUUCACAGCUAAAAGCAAUCAGAGUUUAGUGAAACACAUCAGCAGUGGGCACACCACUGAGGAGUUGAAAAAUCUCCCACAAAAUGCUGACUACAGUUGGAUGUACCCUCCAGAGCAGCUAGAUACCUCGAAAAAGGCUUCAAUAAAGGCCAAGUCCACCAAGGCCCUGUUAGCCAUGAACUCUGGGGUGGAGGAGGAGGAGCAGUUCGUUAUCAGGAUAGAGGCAGCACCCCCUGCUCCUGUCGAAUCUCUCGACCACCCACAGCAGCAACAACAGGAGGGGGAGGGGGAAAACCAGGACCAGGAGACACUGAAACAGGCGCACAUGCUGAUGUCAGCAGGGCAGGGGGAGGGGGACAAUGGACAUGUUUUACUGGCCACAGAGAACUGUGACUCUGGAGCAAAUGGGAAUACGAGUCUAGAGGCCGUAUCAGAAGGGUGAUAUUGGAUUUGAAUAGGAGAAUACGUAGAGGUCUAUUGAAAGUAUAGUGAGUGGGAAGCUUAACCUGAUGUCAAAAAGGACAUUAGGCAGUGGAGUAUAAGAUGGAGAAGACUGUGACAUUAUGAGAAGGAUUAAAAAGAGGAACUUAUACAAGGGCAGCACAGGUCAGGAAGGGUAACAUGUUGAUAGUGGUGACCAGUGGGCUUUGUUGUGUCUCGCAACUGAGUUGCAUGACAAAUCAUUUUUCCUUUUUUUUUCCUGACAAAUCAAGCACAUUUAAGUGGCAGCUGUCAAAAAGGUAACAUUGGCCUACAGAAUGAGGGUGCCAUGGGGGAUGGUCGAUACUUGGACGAUAGUGUGUCAGAAAAAUAUCAACUUUUUGGCACUUGGAUGACACUGCAUCGGAAAGUUGACAGAGGGGAGGCCCUUUGACAUUUGGAGGAUACUAUGUCAUAAUGUGAGUUGAGGGGUGACACUAUGUGAAAGGUUGACAGAGUAGCCAUAUGUCAACAUGUGACAAGUUACAGUGAGUUGACAUUGUAUCAAGGUGACAUAGGCUUUGUAUUUGACAGUUGGGGUAAGAAAAAAAGAACACACUGUCAGAACGUGGCAGUGAUAGAAGUAGAGAUGAGUGUGUGUGUGUG